UCAUUCUCAGCUAGAAACCAAAAACCAUGGUAACUUCAUGUUUCAGCUUCGUUUCUUUCUAUGAAAAAUAUCAUAUCAAAACAUUCAAAUCAUGUAACCUUUCUUCCCAAUGCGUCAAAAUCGAUUUUGAAACCACAAUUCAUCUAUGGAAACCAAACACCAAAACUGCUAAUAAACCAGCAUUAAUCUUGAUUCAUGGUUUCGGUGCAAACUCACUUUGGCAAUGGCGUUAUCAAGUCGAAACUCUCUCAGCCCAUUUCUCUCUUUACAUUCCUGACUUACUUUUCUUCGGAAAAUCAACAACGGCUUCAUCUGACAGAAGUGAGAUUUUCCAAGCAGCUUGUUUAGUUAGAGUAAUGGAGUGUUUAGGAGUGGAGAAAUACUCUAUUAUAGGUACAAGUUAUGGUGGUUUUGUUGGUUACCGUAUGGCAACUUUAUGGCCUAACCGAGUUGAAAAGAUUGUUAUUGCGAGUUCGGCUGUUAAUAUGAGAUUGAAAGACAAUGAAGAUUUAAUCAAGAAAAGUGGAGUUGAGAAAAUUGAGGAUUUGAUGAUUCCGGUUAGGGCUCCGGAGCUGAGAACGUUACUGAGUUUCGCGGUGCACAAACGCUUACAUUUUUUGCCUGAUUUUCUGCUGAAUGAUAUGAUCAAUAGCUUGUUCAUUGAAAACAGGGAGGAAAAGAAGCAGCUCCUAUAUGGAUUAACGCUUGGACGGAAAAACAGUGUUGAUAUCUCUCGUCUACAACAGGAGGUUUUAAUAGCGUGGGGAGAACAUGAUAAUUUGUUCCCACUGGAGAAAGCUUAUGAGCUUAAGGAGCUACUUGGAGAAAAAGUUAGUUUGGAAGUUAUCAAGAAGACAUCCCAUACCCCACAAAUUGAAAACCCAAAGCUGUUCAACAAUAUUGUUUUGACAUUUUUACCGUCAUUAUAAUGAUCAGCUUGCUGACAAUCACCAAGGCGCGAGGUCGUUUUAAUUCCUGUCUAUCCUACGUGAUCUACAUAUAUGUAAUGAUAAUUUAUAGUGUUUGUGAGAAACUACAGCUUAAUUUUGAAAACUCUAUAUAUC
Messenger RNA from Papaver somniferum (opium poppy), 1064 nucleotides. Its product is annotated as 2-hydroxy-6-oxo-2,4-heptadienoate hydrolase-like. The record is from RefSeq and is a predicted model, not a curated record. Lineage: Eukaryota; Viridiplantae; Streptophyta; Magnoliopsida; Ranunculales; Papaveraceae. The transcript has 4 exons. The coding region runs from base 27 to 929 and encodes 300 amino acids.